AUGCCACCUGAAGGUUGCACGAAGGCUGGGAUACUGCCAGGUUGCCCAAACCUAGACAGGGGAAGUCGAGGGGCAGAGGUCGGGUUCGAACCACGGACCUUGUGGUCAGUAAAUUCGCGCUCUAACCGCUUGGGCCAUCUCACCCCCUGUAUUAGAAAUCGCAUCUGUGUAUCAACUUUCAUUUCGGUUACUUCAUUCCCUGAUGUAACAGCCCUUUUACCUCCACUUCGUUACCUUGCUGCACACAAUCACACAGGUAAUUCUGUUGCAGUAACCACACAGCUGUUACUUCUAUUCGGUAAGUGGUUAUUUGGUCGGAGUGAGAGGGUUCAGUGGUUAGAACGCGAAUUUACAGACCGGAAGGUCCGCGGUUUGAACCCGACCUCUGCCUCUCGACUUUUCCUGUCUAGGCUUGAGCAGCCGGGCAGUGUCCCAGCCCUCGUGCUUGCUUCGGGUGGCAUAUCAGUUAGGCACCGAAAGUGUGUUACAGCUAGACGAUUAUCGAUUAUUUUGUUUAUUGAGUCAGGAAAUAGUCGACCCCGGAAAUUCCGCAAUUUAAUCACACGCGUAGUUACAGUUGUCCCAACAGAAUAUCGAGAAAUAUGUCGGCGAAUCCGUAACGAAGCAAUUAGAAAGCGCGUUUUCGGUCGUGCAACGGGUACUUCCAUUGAAGAAUAUGUCCAGCACCAGAAGCUGCGUUGGUUGGGACAUGUGUUAAGUAUGCCGAACCAUCGUUUGCCGAAGAGAGUACUGUUUUCCAUGCCCAAUUCGGAGUGGCGUAAACAGAGAGGUGGCCAACCCUUGACAUGGAAGAGGGGUAUGAAGGAGAUCACGAAACGCUUGGGUGCUGUCGGUGCUACUCGCCUUCCAGGAUGGGGACCGCAUGAUCCUCACUGUGCCUGGUUGGAGACACUACAAGAUAUGGCUGCCAAUCGAUAUUGCCUGAGUGAAUGUCUGGGGUUGCUUUCAAAUAAAUCAUGGUUGUACAGCGGUGAAGCGUCGGUGUCGAACAUUGAUGUCAUGCUGUCGAUGAUGAUGAAGUGUUCAAGACAUAGUCAUAAAAAAACGCCUACCCAGGAAAACGCAGCUGGCACUGUGCCCAGCGGAAAUUCAACGACACCGUCUAUAUUGAACUACCUGAGCCCGAAACCAAUCCAACGAAGAUCUAGAAGUCAACGGAGAGACACAACAGAAACUCAUCGACACCAAGUUCGGGCGAUUUUCGACCUGAGUUCCCAAAGAGAACGCCUCGUUCCCGUCGUAAUAACAUCCUCGGCAACACCCUUGGCUUCUGAGUCAACUCGAAUCCCCUCCGACGAGUGCAGUAGUGAUGAGGAGACGGCGAAACGUAUUACAGACCGAUUGAAACACGUUUCCAAGCAAAUUGACGGCAAACAACACACGACACGAAAAUCUAUGGGCUGA
Opisthorchis viverrini is the source of this 1425-nucleotide messenger RNA. RefSeq lists its product as hypothetical. The coding region runs from base 1 to 1425 and encodes 474 amino acids. The transcript is spliced from 7 exons. The record is from RefSeq and is a predicted model, not a curated record. Lineage: Eukaryota; Metazoa; Platyhelminthes; Trematoda; Opisthorchiida; Opisthorchiidae.